Molecule: messenger RNA, 2998 nt
Organism: Daphnia pulicaria
Lineage: Eukaryota; Metazoa; Arthropoda; Branchiopoda; Diplostraca; Daphniidae
Product: BDNF/NT-3 growth factors receptor-like
Exons: 18
Coding region: 159-2825 (888 amino acids)
Biological process (GO): cellular response to nerve growth factor stimulus; positive regulation of kinase activity; cell surface receptor protein tyrosine kinase signaling pathway
Cellular component (GO): axon; plasma membrane; signaling receptor complex
Molecular function (GO): transmembrane receptor protein tyrosine kinase activity; neurotrophin receptor activity; ATP binding
Source: RefSeq, a predicted model, not a curated record
ACCAACUUUCCGGUGCGCUUCCGAUUCAUUAAUCGUGAGCGUGUCUCGAUCGAAAGAUCACCGAGGCUAAACUUCUGCUUUAUCAGGAAAGACAUUUGCCGCCUCAAUUCGACCGAUUACUUAUUCAAAACGAUCUGUGACAAGCAAAUCAACACGCGAUGUCGGCCAGGUGUUACUUCGGAGUCUUCCUGUUCGUCUUCCUGACGAUAGGAAUCAUUUGGGCCGAAUCGGACCCCCUUCCAUCCGAUUGGGAAGAAGACAUCCCCCAGCCGAGGUGCGGAUUGUGUCGUUGUGAAGAAAGUAAUUUCAUCCAGUGCAACGAACAAGACACACUGGAAGACAUUUCUCACAUUCGAGUUCCAGUUGACUAUAACAGAAACAGCUUCCUAUUCAUAUACAUUCAAAAUCAGACAAAUCUGACGUCUCUCGAGAAAUCUUCUUUGAAACCCUUCAGUCAACUCAUAGAAUUAACGAUCAUCGAUUGUGGUCUUCGUUUCAUAAGUUCAGACGCUUUUGAAGGCAACCCAUUACUGAAGAAAUUAAAUUUUCAAAACAAUCAGCUCACCGUGGUACCGUGGACAUUGUUCGUUUCCUUGAACAAUCCUGAAAUAAAUUUGAUCAAAAACCCAUUGAGUUGCGUCUGCGAAAAUAAGUGGAUCUUGGAAACCGCCCGUAAUUCCGCCGAAUCUAAAACAACCCCAUACGUGGCGGGAUGGCCCCGAAUCAAAUCAUUUUCUCUUCAAAGUUUUAUUUGUAUUGAUUCCGGUGGCAGCAGUCAUUCGCUACUAGAAUACACUUUCGACGAAUGCGAUGUACCGGAAAUCUUUAUGAACAAAAGCGAUAUUCAACUCAACGAAAAAGAAUCACUCGCCAUCGUAUGUGCAGCUGCAGGAAAACCUUCUCCCAAGGUUGCAUGGAACACUAGCCGACUCGUUUCCAAGGUUAAUCUCGUCGGCUCUGGAUUGCAACAGGCGUUGACUAUGGAAAACGUACGAGGUGACGAUAUGGGUAGUAUUACCUGCUCGGCGGAAAAUGCAGUUGGAAAAGUAUCGCGUAACUUCUCUCUAAUCGUGAAUUCGGCACCAAUUAUUGUCAAGUUUGAGAUCCGCCAAGGUUUCUACUGGUGUAUCGAUUACGAAAUUAAAGGAUAUCCAACACCCAAUCGAACGUGGUUCUUCAACGGAGCGAAGCUCCUUUACUCGAACGAUAUUACAGACGUGUUCCACAUUCCGAGCGAAAGGCUAAAAGGUUCUCUGGAAUUUACAAGCACUAGUCUCAAUCGACAAGGGCACUACACUUUAUCCGUUUCCAAUGUUUACGGAACAGCCAAUCAAACUCUGAAAGUCAACUUUCAUCAACAGUUUGCCGACUUUCACCCGGGAAUCCCCGGAUUAGUCCCUCCAAUGCAGCUACCCCCUCACUUGCCUCUACCAUCGUCAAUCGAUCGUUCACAUUCAAACGCCAAGCCCAAAGAAUCGCCACCGUCUUCAGCGGGAGAAAUUGAAGAAAAUCAUUUUCUUUCGGUUCAGAUUGCCAUGGCAACCAUCGCUUUGGUGGUAGGCCUGACCGUGACUGGAUUCCUAAUCGUCUGGGCUAAAGUUCGUCCGUGCAAGAAAAUGACGUCCGACAAUCAAAGCAGUCGCUACAGUAAAAUGUUCUGCCUGCUUCACUUUUUCCACGGGCCUCGUAACGCAACAGAAGAAAACAGUCCAAUGUCUGCGACGGUUUUCAGAAGAGACACGAUCCCCAUUCACGCGACCAUGGCCGAAAAUCCUCACUACGAAGCCCAUCACUUCCCGUCCAAUAGCGAUUCAAAAGAGGAUCGGGACCAAGUCUCCAUGCCCUUGCUCGUCUUGGACAGGAAACCGGAAUACAAAGUCAUUUCGUCGUCCUGUUUGCAUUCGCUCAAAGACUUGGGAGAAGGUGUUUUCGGGAAAGUUCACUUGUCGACUUACUCUUCGUCGCAAGACCAGGAAGCCGCAAAGUUUCUCGUCGCUGUGAAAAUUCUCAAAUUUUGCGGCGAAGAAUCCGCCAAGGAUUUCGACCGUGAAGCGUCGCUAUUGACCCAGCUGACUCACAAAAACAUUGUCCAAUUUCACGGAGCCUGCGUCGACGAAAAACCCUGGAAAAUGGUCUUCGAGUACAUGGAAAACGGAGAUUUGAACCAGUUUUUGAGGGUCCGGGGACCCGACGCCCACCUCCUGGAAGCCCGUCACGACCCAACUUGUAUAAAUAUUUCUGGUCGCCAUACCGAAGACGGCGGCCCCAUGGAUCCACCGCAGAAGCUUAGCUUGCUUAUUUUGCUCCAAAUGGCCAGAGAUAUUUCACAAGGGAUGGAAUAUCUCGCGUCGAUGCACUACGUCCACAGAGAUUUGGCGACGCGCAAUUGCUUAGUUGGUAAGAAUUUAGUGGUCAAAAUAGGCGACUUUGGUAUGUCCAGGGAUAUUUACAGCUCCGACUACUAUCGGGUUGGUGGACACACUUUACUUCCAGUCCGGUGGAUGCCUCCAGAGAGUGUUAUGUACCGCAAAUUCACGUCCGAGUCGGACGUCUGGUCAUUUGGAGUGGUGCUUUGGGAAAUCUUCUCCUUUGGCAAACAGCCCUGGUACGGCUAUUCCAAUCAAGAGGUCAUACAACUAGUCACAGGAGGCCAAGUACUUCCAUGUCCUCUUGCCACUCCUCCCGAUGCGUAUCAAUUGAUGUUGAAUUGCUGGCAAACACAACCCAAUCAGCGGAUCACCAUGAAAGCGGUCAAUGAACGUUUAGUCGAGUUGUGUUCACCUUGUGUCAAAAAUUCUACCCUCUAUUUGAACGUAAUAGAGUAGUAGUCGGAGAGUCCAUCAAACAUUUUUAAUUAGCCAAAGACCACAAUUUAAAGUUCAUACUCCUCUCAAGUCUCAGUCAAUCCCGAAUCUAACCCUACUUCAUAUAAACGGUAUUAUUUUUAAAAGUUGUAUUUUAUUGUCCUCUAUUUAUUUGUGAAUAUGAAUACAAGUAA